CUGGCUCUCUACAGUGUUCUACUGGUUCUACAGUCUACUGUACUGGCUCGGCCAAGAAGCAAAUGCUCGCUGUACUCGCAUCAUGCCGGCCUACGAAAUGACUAUGAUCUUACGUAAGAUGGCUAAACCGGAGAUCACAAGUGCACUCAAACGCAUGGGAGAGUAUGUACUGAAGAAUGGAGCCGUCCUCCGUUACAUCCAGAACCUGGGCACCAAAGAACUUCCUCUCAAGAUGAGCAGGCACGGUCGCACGAAUUGGCACGGAAGCUACUUCCUUUUUCGUUUCGAUGCAUCACCGGAGCUGACGGUGGCGAUGCGAGGAGAGAUCAAACGAGAUGUGGACAUUAUCCGUGCCACGUUCAUUUCACUUUCGCCGCCAAAGACCAUCACGUGCACCCUUGAAGAAGAGAUGCAGCCACCUGCGUACCGACCCAGUGUGCAGGCACUCAUGGCACAGAGCCAGGUGAAGAGGAAGAAGACCUUUGAGAAACACACUGACGGUCCAGUCUGAGUU
Molecule: messenger RNA, 514 nt
Organism: Rhipicephalus sanguineus (brown dog tick)
Lineage: Eukaryota; Metazoa; Arthropoda; Arachnida; Ixodida; Ixodidae
Gene: mRpS6
Product: probable 28S ribosomal protein S6, mitochondrial
Exons: 3
Coding region: 83-511 (142 amino acids)
Biological process (GO): translation
Cellular component (GO): ribosome; mitochondrial small ribosomal subunit
Molecular function (GO): structural constituent of ribosome; small ribosomal subunit rRNA binding
Source: RefSeq, a predicted model, not a curated record